UUCACAGUUCAUUUUAGUUUUCAGAAACGAUAGAGGAAUGUUACAGAUAGGAACAUCAAGUGGGUGUAACGUACAUGUUUUAUCAAAUUGCAGAAACAUUAAUGCGACGCGUUAUUUGUUAAAGUGAUAGGUACGCCAACAGUUGGUGUUUUUUUGUGAACUGUUUAUAUUAAAAUAUACUACUAUCGAAUGGCAUGGAAAUCAAGGAACGUCGAUGGAAGGUACCAUCGCUGUUCUGGUUACCCCUUUUCGCUUUCGGCGCAUUGUUGUUCAUAGUAGAUGUCUUCCAAACACAAUAUAACAUAAAUCCUGUAAGACUACAGGGGGAGGAAGUAGUUUUUGACCAAGACUCUCUAAAAGGAUUCUUGAUUAAAACACCCGGAUGUCGAAUACCAUAUAUGGAUCCAUUUGAUCAUACUGUAAAAGAAUUCAUUCAUAAAGAAAAGAAACCUGUAUGCAACGGAGGCAUUCCAGCUUUAUUUGAUUCGAAUCUGACUUCGAUAUAUUUGUUGAAUUCUUCCUUGGCGAAUUAUACAGACCAAAAUGUGAGUGUAUUAAAAUGUUGCUACCAACCAUUUCACAGACAAGAACCCAGCGAAGAUGAUAAUGACAAUAAGAUACAGUUUGACGAGAAAUGCAUUCCGUUCAAUAUUACUGCAACAAUAACAGACGAGUUUAUUAAAGUCGUGUGCCAUAUAAACAGAGCUAUAGUUUACACUGACUUUUUUUCUUUUGUUCCGAUAAAGACUAAAAAGGUGAAAUUCGAAACUAAACCCGUAAAUAUUUUGAUUAUUGGUCUAGAUGCAGUUUCUCGACUCAAUUUUCAUAGACAGAUGCCAAAAACCUCAGAGUAUCUAAAGAACAUCUCAUCAGUAGAACUUUUGGGUUAUAAUAAAGUUGGCGACAAUACAUUUCCCAAUUUAAUGCCGGUUUUAACGGGUUUAUCUGAGACAGAACUUCAAAAAGUUUGCUGGAAUGCUGACAAUAACCAUCGUUUCGACAAUUGUCCGUUCAUUUGGAAAGAAUACAAAUCUAAAGGAUUCGUUACGUCGUUUGGAGAAGAUUCGUCUUGGAUGGGUAUUUUUAAUUAUAUGAGAAAAGGUUUUCAUGAACAACCAACCGAUUACAUGUGGGGUGCUUUUAAUAGAAUAUCAGAGAAUGCAAUUGGAAAUUCACAUAACAUGAAUGUAGAAGAAUGCGUUGGUGCCAGGCAAGUCUAUAAAGUUUUUUUAGACUACAUAAAAAAAUUUGUUACUAAAAUGGAUCUAGAAGAACGUCCCUAUUUUUCGUUUUAUUGGGGAGCAAGUUUAAGCCACGAUUACUUGAAUAAACCACACUUGGGUGACAAACAUUAUUAUAAGUUUUUCAGAAAAUUGAAAGAAAACGGACAUUUAGACAAUACUAUUACGAUAUUUAUGAGUGAUCAUGGAAUCAGAUGGGGCGAUAUUAGACAAACUUAUCAAGGUCAGAUGGAGGAGAGACUACCUUUUGUCUUCAUAGUGUUACCUGAAUGGUACAAAGGACAAUAUCAAAACGCCUAUAAUAAUCUCUUGAGAAAUACACGACGUUUAACUACUCCAUACGAUCUGCACGAAACACUGAAAGAUUUUUUAAAUCCUGCAAUUUUACACGAAGCUUUGGAAAAAAGAUACCAGGACAGUCCCCGUGGUUAUAGUUUGUUUUGUGAAAUCCCAGCGAAUAGGACUUGCAAAAUUGCCGACAUUGCUAGUCAUUGGUGCACGUGCCAACAAAGUGUAGAAGUUGAAAAAAAUAGUAGUUUAGUAAUAGAAGCUGCAAAUUUUGCAGUUGAUUAUAUGAAUCAACAAUUGGAAGGAUACGCACAGUGUUCUGAGUUGACUAUGAAUAACAUAACAGAUGCUCGUGUGAUGACACAUAAUGAAGAUAUCUUGGGCGGAAAUGAAAUAAAAGAUUUCAUGAUUAUUUUAGAAACGGUACCUGGCAAUGGAGUUUUCGAAGUCACUUUGAGGAAUACGAUAGGAUUUAAUAAAACAAAUCAGUUUGAAGUAAUGGGCACAAUUAGUAGAUUAAAUUUGUACGGAAAACAGAGUGCAUGUAUUACAGAUUUUCAUUUGAAGUUAUAUUGUUAUUGUAGAAGUUUAUUAGACUUGGGUAAUUGACAAAACCAGUAUAUAAAAUAAAUGGAAAAUUACCUAUAGAGCAUAAGCUUUCUACGACUACCUACCUGCCUGUGAUGUUUUCAAACAAGUGUUGCUACUACACUCUUUGUCACAAAUACUAUUAAAAUUGAAUAUUGUGCGUAAGUUAAAUAUUAAAGGUAUAGUAUGUAACAACAAUGUAACAUCCAACCCAUUAUUUUUGUGAAUGUUGACAUAAUCAAUUUUCGGUGUAGUUUUAUGUCAAAAUGCAAAAAAUCUUGAACUAAAAUUACGGAAUCGUUCGAUUACAUUAUUUUGGAAGAACUUGGCAAUUUCAUGAGUUUUGUGAUAAGUGAUUUUGUUCUCUAAUUAUAGCACUUACGUGUAUAGUGAUCUUUAUUUAAAUAUGCUAAUAGUAAAUUAAUUACAAAUACGGUAGUGAAUUUUGACAUUCUUACCAAAUUUAGAUUGUGUCAACACUGUUUAUUUUGAAGUCAUAAGCAGGGUUCAAUAUUUGUACAAUUUGUAUGAAGGCAAACAUGAAAUUUGUAAACUGCAUUAUGCCUUCCUGCCUGUAUUACAUAGAUUUCUAACUUGUAGAUAAAAUUUCAGUGUUUAGCUACUAAGACACGACAUGUGAUAUAGAUUAAUAAGUUGUUCAAUUAACCUUUGUGUACAGGUAAAUUUAUUAUUUUUAUUUAUUGUUGCUACUUAUUACUGUAGUCGUUUUUAUAAACAUGUUUUCAAUAAAAAUUUGUUUUAAUA
Messenger RNA from Zophobas morio, 2882 nucleotides. RefSeq lists its product as uncharacterized. The record is from RefSeq and is a predicted model, not a curated record. The transcript has 2 exons. Bases 195 to 2138 code for a protein of 647 amino acids. Lineage: Eukaryota; Metazoa; Arthropoda; Insecta; Coleoptera; Tenebrionidae.